GUGGUCGUGUUUUGUUAGAGUUAUCAACUGAAUUAUUAGAUGAACCAACAGCUGAUUUGGUUAAACCAUUGGAACAAGAUAAAGUCGCAAGAAUCCAGAAAUCCUUAAGAAGAAGAAAAUACCAGUUGUAUGUUGCAUUUUUAUCAGCAACAAUGAUUGAAGAAAAAUCUGACGGACCAAUUGAAUUUGAAAUCAGUAUCGGUAAUCAUGGGAAUAAGUUGGAUGAAUCGGUCACACCAUGUGCAUCAACGACACCACCAACAAAUCCUGUAUCAGAUGGAUUACAUUACUACUAUUUACCAUGGGCUGAUGAUAAACCAUGCACUAUGGUUGAUUCUCAAUGGGAAGAUAUAUCAUUUCGUUUAGGUGCAGUUAAUUUAUUAUUGAGAAUUGCUGACCAUUUGGAGAGAGGAAUCAGUCAUUUAAUGGUUGCCAUUAAAGCGAAUCUCCCAAUAGAAACUCAAGCACAAUUGGCAAUCUCUUCAUUAGAUGAAUUUAUUAUGGAUUGCAAUCAUCCCUUACCACAAUGGGAACCUGAGAAUAUUCCUCAAAAUGAAAUGGAUAUACAUUUACGUAAAUUACGUGAAGAUCAAUUAAAUACAUUACGUGAGCAAGCAAUAAAUACAAGAGAAACUGUUUCUGAAAUUGAUGAUGCAUUAAAAGAAUUGAAAUCUUAUCGAGAAACUAUUCUUAAUUUGGCAAUCGAACCACAAAUGAGUAUACCAGAUAUUAUAAUAUGGAUGUUAAGCGGUGGUAAGCGUACCGCUUAUCACAGAAUACCAGCUCAUGAAGUGUUAUACCAUGACAAUGAAGAUUACCGGGGAUUAAAAUGUGGUACAGCACAAACAAUCAAUUUAAAAAAACCCACCUUAUUGAAAGAUGAAAACAAGCCAGAAUGGAAAAUUCCGGCUCAGUUACGUGUUGUUGUAUGGUUUGGUUUAGAAAAGGACCGUACUGCAUGGACAGAAUCGCAUACUGAGGCAAAACUCCAAGUUGUUGCAGAAACGUAUGAAAAUCAAGCAUCAAUUGUUGGUAAUUGGGUGACUAAACGACCACCGUUAACACGUCCAUCAUGGUCAGAUAAUACUGGCCGAAUUGAAUUACCCAAGGAUUCUAUUCAAUUACCAACAGGUUGGGAAUGGGUUGGUGAUUGGUAUGUUAGUCCAGAGUUAUCGUUGCUUUAUAAAAAGGAUGCAGGAAAAACAAGUUUUGUUGAAGAAUUAUUCUAUAAUGAAUUUCGUACCCCAACAAGUCCAUGGAAAGUUGCUGAACCUGCAUAUACUGAUGCACAAGGAGAAGUGAAAGGUGAACCAAAAACAGUUGAACUACCAAGUGGCUGGACAUGGGCUGAUGAUUGGAAAAUUGAUUACAAUCGUCCAUGUGAUGAAGACGGUUUUGAGUAUACCGUAGAAGCAUCUACAGGUGGUUAUGUUGCAGCUGAAAAACUUUAUCAUAUGUUUCGUAGGCGACGACUAAUACGGUCACGGAUACUUGGUGAUGUUGGUGUACCUGUUAAACAAGAAGUACUAAGACAAGUGAUAGCACAUGAUCAACAAAGUUUAAGUACGGAACCAGCAGAAGCAUGGGAGUAUGCAUUCAAUUUCGAUUCAAAAUUCCAUACAAAAGAACGUAAAGUUGAUAUGGUUCGACGCAGACGCUGGCAUCGUGCUUUAGCGCCAAAAGAUCUAAGUUCAGAGACUAGUUCAUGUGUUUUACAAAUACGAGGCAGUUCAAAACAAGUGGAAAGUAGCAUGAAGUUGAAAAAAUUUUUACACAUCUCCAAAUGUAAGAAGAAAGAGAAUCUCACUGUUCCAAGGAUGUUCAUGCGCUUCAGAACUUCUCAUAUCUGGCAUUUACGAGCAUAUAUCUUCCAAGCACGCAGUGUUUUAGCAGCUGAUCAAUCUGGCCUAUCUGAUCCGUUUGUGCGAUGUUCAUUUCAAGGGCACAGCCAAGAAACACAAAUUAUCCAACAAACUUUAUGCCCAACAUGGGAUGAAACAUUAAUAUUUGAACAUAUUGAAAUGUGUGGUGAUCCAAAAUCAAUACUUUCAGAUCCACCACCAGUUAUGAUUGAGCUAUUUGAUUAUGAUCAAUUGAGUUCAGAUCAUUUCUUAGGCAGAUUACAGAUCACUCCUGCUGUUCGUCUAGACACAGAAACCACAUGGGCAAAUGUACUUCAAUGGUAUACAAUAGAGAAAAAUCGCAAAAAGGGUGGUGAAAUAUUGGCUGCUUUCGAGUUGAUUCUGCUUGAUGGCAAAUCUCCACCACCACCACCUACACGUCGUGGUACUUUAUUCAAUGUACCCGAAGGUAUACGUCCCGUACUCCAACGUACUGGCAUUGAAAUUCUUUGUUGGGGUGUUCGGGCAAUGCGUAAAUAUAAGCUAGCUAGUGUUAAUUCACCGUCAGUAGAAUUUGAAAUCGGUGGUAAAGUAGUUGAAUCAACAAUCAUAAAAAGUGUGAAAAAAAAUCCAAAUUUUGCAUCGCCACUAUUAUUCUUAGAUGUUUUAUUGCCAAAAGAAGAAAUUUAUUUGCCACCAAUGAAUAUAUGUGUACGUGAUCAUAGAGCAUUUGGACAGAAACCAAUGGUUGGUGUACAUGUUUUAACAGAUUUUCAAGAAUUCAAAGUACCAGCGAGAACAUCACAAACAGAUGUUUUAAUGGAUAUACAAGCCUUAACUGAUAUUGCUUGUACAACACAAGAGCCUUGUCUGGCUGAACCUAAAGUAGAGCUUCAAUCACCAGUUAAAGGCAAAUCGAAACAGAAGAAAAAGUUUAUGGAUCUUAAACAAAUUGAUGAUAAAAUAGAUUGGUGGUCGAAAUUCUAUGCAUCGAUUGGUGAAUGGGAUAAAUGUUUAAAAUAUAAAGAGUUUGGUUAUGAUACAAUUUGUGUUUAUCCUCAUCCAUUGGAAGAAGUGGAAGGAUUUAAUGGAUUUACGGAUUUCUGUAAUACAUUCACGUUAUCAAGAGGUAAAAAUGUUGAUGAAGAUGAAGAUAAUUAUGCCGGUGAAUUUAAAGGGACAUUUCGUAUUUAUCCAUUACCAGAAGAUCCAAAAGAACAAUUACCUAUACGUUAUUUUGAGAAAUUAAGUGUAUCUUCUGAUCCGGAAGAAUGUAUGUUACGUGUUUACAUUAUACGCGCGAUUGAUUUACAACCAUCAGAUUCAUCAGGUUUGGCUGAUCCUUAUGUGGAAAUCAUUGUAGGUCAGCAUAAAGUUAAUUCGAAAGAUAAAUAUCUUCCAAAUACUUUAAAUCCAGAAUUCGGAAAAAUGUUCCAAAUGAAGUGUAUUUUACCCAUUGAAAAAGAACUACAUGUUAUAGUGAAAGAUUAUGAUGCAGUUGGUGCAGAUGAUGUAAUAGGUCAAACAGAAAUUGAUUUAGAAAACAGACGUUUAACAAAAUAUCGAGCUACAUGUGGCCUACCACAAUCUUACUGUGUUUCUGGACCAAAUCAAUGGAGAGAUUCAAAAUUACCAAGUGAAAUAUUACUAGCUGUAUGUGAUAGUUACUCAUUACCAGCGCCACAGUACGGAGAAACAACAGACAUUAAACCAAAUCCAAGUUGCCGUGUUGGUCAACGCGUAUUUGUACUGGAAGAUUUUGAACGUGGUAUGGUACCAAAUCCACAUUUAGGACCACCGAAAGAACGUUUGGCCUUACAUAUUUUAAAUAAACUUCCAUUGGUAAAAGAACAUGUUGAAACGAGGUUGUUGUAUAGUCCAUUACAGCCUAAUAUCGAACAGGGUAAAUUGCAAAUGUGGGUUGAUAUAUUUCCAACAUCCUUAGGUGAACCUGGACCACCAUUCGAUAUUUCACCAAGAGAACCAAAUGAAUAUAUAUUGCGUUUAGUUGUAUGGAAUACAUUUGAUGUUGUAUUAGACGAAAAAUCAAUAACUGGUGAACAGAUGUCUGAUAUUUAUGUUAAAGGGUGGUUAUCUGGUUUAGACGAUCGUCAAAAAACUGAUGUUCAUUAUAGAUCAUUAAACGGUGAAGGGAAUUUCAACUGGCGUUUCGUAUUUCCAUUUUUUUACUUACCAGCUGAAAAUAACAUAGUUGUUAAACGUAAGGAACACUUUUGGUCUAUGGAUGUUACCGAACAACGUGUUCGUCCACAAUUAGUAAUGCAAGUUUGGGAUAAUGAUUUAUUUUCACCGGAUGAUUUUAUUGGGACAUUAGAAUUAAAUUUAUCUAAUAUGCCUAGUCCAUCAAAAACACGUAGUAAAUGUUCACUGAACAUGUUGCAAUCCGUUGGCAAUGAAACGAAAUUGGUUAACCUAUUUGAAUGUCGACGACUGAACGGAUUUUGGCCAUUUGUUAAUGAAGAAAGUGGAACUCCACUUUUAACUGGUAAAAUCGAAAUGGAAAUGGAAUUGGUAACAAAAGCAGAAGCCGAUCUUCGACCAGCUGGUAAAGCACGUGAGGAUCCAAAUGAAAAUCCUCACUUAGAACAGCCAAAACGUCCAGAAACGUCAUUUUUAUGGUUUACAUCACCGUGGAAAACAUUCAAAUUCAUUAUAUGGAAAAAAAUGAAAUGGGUGAUUAUCGCGUUAUUGAUCAUUCUCAUCAUUGGCUUAUUAAUAGUAUUAUUUGUAUAUGCUAUACCGCCACUUUUGGCGAGGAAAAUGGUUGGAGUUUAAAUGAUCGUUACGAGACCCUUGAUUAAUAUUUUUUAAAAUUCACUCUUAAUUGCUAUUUUACUUCAAGCUUAUUAUAUUUAAAAUAAAACUGACAAUAAUUUGUUAAAAUUUCAUGAACAGUCAUUUAUUCUUCCGAAUAAGAAAGAACCUGUUUUAAACGAGAAUUUUGCAACCGGGAAAAUCCACUUUAUUCUCUGUUUGUUUUUAUCCAAAAAUAAAAUAGGUUUUAUGAUCUGAAUGAUAUGCAUAAAGGACACAAUCAAAUUUACUUUAUCAUGUGUGUGUUCUCUUUUGGAAAUUGUGAUAUCUGGUUUUAACCCAGUUAUAUCAACACUUCCACUCAGAGUGGAAUUUUUGAAAACUCUUAUUUAUUUUAAAAAGAGGAAAAAAACCUACAGAAAUCUUCUAGUAAUUUGAUUGAAAGAUCUUAAUGAAGUCACUUUUGUUUUUCUUUUGAUCUUUCAUCAAUUCUUAUCUAACAUGUAAUACAGAGUUUCGAAAAAAAUAUAAUUACAUACCACCAUAGGUGAUGGUAAAGUUCAACUGGGAAUGGUUGAUUUCCCCUCCUAUAAUUAACCCACUUACUCGUAUCUUAUUUAAGUAGUUCAACGAAAUGAUACCAAAAUUGGUUCACGUCUUCCAAUUAAAUUGGCUACUAAGUAGGAAAUAACCCAUCUUCAUUUCUUCUUCGACAAAUAAUAAUAAUAUUUCUUCAGUUUUGGCCUUUUUUUAAGUAUGCAAACGAGAAAAAUAUUCCAAUUUCUUAUUUUUGAAAACAUUAUACACUUUCAUUAUGGUUAAAAUAUAUGUUUCAAUUUAUUUUUAUGCAAUGAUCACGUACUGUUUUUAAAGUCAAUUUAGCUAAAUAAAAAUUCUGGACGCAAAAAAUUAUCAU
Messenger RNA from Schistosoma bovis, 5532 nucleotides. Lineage: Eukaryota; Metazoa; Platyhelminthes; Trematoda; Strigeidida; Schistosomatidae. The record is from the annotation of a GenBank genome assembly.